AUGGACGACCUCGAACUUCCACCUGUUCCUCAGUCUGCUCGCACAGCAGCUCAAACACCUCCCGGCCCCUCGUUCCUGCUCUCCCGAAAGAGAACACAUGCAGACUACGAUGACGACCCGGGAACGUCGAGCGACCCAGCUGUAUUCUCCUGCGACGAGCAAGCGCCGGGCGCCGAGAACUACGUCGCAGACAGACGGAAGAAACGCACAUACAAGGGUUCGUGGUGGAGUCGCCAUCCCGUCCAGAAUGGAAGCAGGAAAGGCCCCAAAAGGGGUGAAUUUAAGAGGAACUACGACUCGGGCAUCUUUAUGGCCAGCGAAGGGACCGAAGAACCCCUGUCCAGCGACUCCUUCUCCAUGGAGGAGGAGUUGAUGAUGGAUCAGCAGACAGCGAGUGAGAAAGAUGAAGCAUCAAUGCGUCGAACUGGGGCUAUCGUUACAUCCGCCGGUUCUCGCAGCACGCCGAGGGUCAAGUUGCCACCCCAGACCACGAUCAUUGUACCAAAAGAGCAUCAGGAGGUAUGUGCAAUCGUCAGGGAGUGUCUCGACAAGGGGAAGGAAGACGUGGAUUUAUCUUCUAUGUCUCUGUCUACCCUGCCCUCCGAGAUCACGUCGCUUCAAACCCUUAGCAAGCAAGACGAGAUCGUGCCCGGCAUGCUGGACACCGGCACAAACCUCGAGCCACAUUUGCGUCUGUACUUGGGCAACAACCUGUUCAUCAAAUUUCCCACACCAAUCCUCGAUCUGCGAAACCUCCGAUAUCUGUCUCUUCGUCAGAACAAUCUGACAUAUAUACCCCCGACAAUAAGGGAGCUGGUCAAUCUAGAAUACCUCAACGUGGCCGGAAAUAGCUUGACAGAGCUCCCAUUCGAGAUCAUCGAGCUGGUAAAGUUUCAUCAGCUGCAGCAGCUCACAACCCAUCCGAAUCCAUGGAAACAGGUUGGGACUUCUGCAGAGCUUAUCCCAGGAUGGGAUCUUCUUCACGAAGUUCCACUCACAGGGGAUCACUUCUUCCGGCAUGCUUCUUCACAGCACCAUCCUGAGUCAGAUAGUAUGGUAGAACGGCAUUUCAAAAGUGCGCCCUCAUUGACCGAGAUGGUUUUGCGCCAACUCUCCAAAAUUGAUCCGCUGCAGAAAAUCAACAUCCGCGGCCUCAUGCCGCCGGAUUCGCCGACCAGUGUUCUCCGUAACCUGGAUACGCUCACGCAUCGGCCCGGCCAGCGAUGCACAACCUGCAAACGGCCGCUUGUGCUGGCAGGCAAAGAGUGGAUCGAAUGGUGGUAUGUGCUAGUAGAUGCCUAUGAGCUGUGGACGGAGGGGCCACCGGUGCCGUUCAGACGUGUUCAGUGCUGGAAAGGAUGUCGAGGGACAGCGGCCAAUUGGAUGACGGGCGAUGAGCGCCGGUAA
Capronia epimyces CBS 606.96 is the source of this 1407-nucleotide messenger RNA. RefSeq lists its product as uncharacterized. Gene Ontology annotation, molecular function: protein binding. The record is from RefSeq and is a predicted model, not a curated record. Lineage: Eukaryota; Fungi; Ascomycota; Eurotiomycetes; Chaetothyriales; Herpotrichiellaceae. The coding region runs from base 1 to 1407 and encodes 468 amino acids. The transcript has 2 exons.